AUGAGGCAGUUCGCGCGCCACUGCGUAUGUUUGAGCCUGCUGCUGACGACGGUGGCGGCGAGGUCCGCCGAGACGAACCCCGCGUCGAAUUCCAUCGACGAGCAGCAGCAGCACCAACAGAACAGCGCGAGGUCGAGUAACAACGGCCUGUUCGGCGACCUGCGCUACGUUUACCAGGUGUACAAAGAAUGCUCCGGCGCGGAACUGAGUCCAUGCCUGAAGCUGAAACUCGUGUCGGCCAUGGACCGGGUUUCCCGGAGCUCGCGGUUGAAUCUCGCCGAAGGUGUCACUCUGGUGCAGGACGAGCCGGCCGCGAACGAGUCCGAGCCGGAAAAAUCUCUCCAAGAGAUCGAAGCCGGUUUGCCGCGCGCGUUGGAUGACAAGGAAGACGCUCUCAACGGUAUGAUCUUCGACAGGAUCGCCAAGUUCUUCCAGAGCUACACUCUGAAGCUGAAACUGCCGAACGUUGAAGAGCUCCAGCGCAGCCUCACGGAAGAAGGUCGCAAGAAGAAGAACAAGAUGGGCGGCCUCCUCGCCAUUCCUCUGUUAAUUGGCGGCACAUUAGUACCGCUGGCGCUCGGCGCUCUCGCGCUCUUGGCCGGCAAGGCGCUGAUAGUGAGCAAGCUCGCCCUGGUGCUCGCCUCUAUCAUCGGGCUGAAGAAGCUCGUGUCGGGCGGCCACGACCACGGCCACGAGGUCGUGCAGGUCGGGGGAGGAGGAGGAGGACACGGCUCGAGCGGAUGGGCGAGAUCGGGACACGAGCUGGCCUACUCCGCGUACAAACCACCGUCUACCUAG
Molecule: messenger RNA, 798 nt
Organism: Dinoponera quadriceps
Lineage: Eukaryota; Metazoa; Arthropoda; Insecta; Hymenoptera; Formicidae
Exons: 2
Coding region: 1-798 (265 amino acids)
Source: RefSeq, a predicted model, not a curated record